CACGUUACGUGGGAGCUGCACGUGGGUCCACGCUCCAGAAAAUAGAUUUCUUUUUUCCACAUAGAGCACACCAGUCGUCUGUCAGCCGUGUUUUUAAAAACAUGUGGUGAUUUUCCUGAGACAGUCAUCCAUUCCUACUAUGAAUACACAUGUGUCUCAAGUGUGCGAGGAUUCACUUCCUAAAACUGUGACUUCUCUUUUCUGAGACAAACGUAGAUUGAAAGACGGGAUGUUUUCUUGUGUUUGUCUCUUGGACCCUCUUGCAUGGUUUCAGGCGCUCUGCUGCAGAUAUGGAUCCGAUCACACCGAACACCACAGACUACCUGGACAUUGACUAUGAUGAGUACGCUGAGUACAAUGACACGGAAUUAUCCAAGUCAGCGCCGUGCAAACAGGAGUACAUCUAUGCGUUUGCACGGAGAUAUUCCCCUGUUGUUUUCACGCUGGUGUUCAUCCUUGCAGUGGUGGGAAACGUGCUAGUGUUGUGCGUCAUCCGCCGCUACCGCAACUCGCAGCGCGGUGGCGCCUGUGCCUUCUCUCUCACCGACACCUUCCUCCUCCACUUGGCCAUCUCUGACCUGCUGCUGGCCUUCACCCUGCCCCUCUUCGCAGUACAGUGGGCUCACCAGUGGGUGUUUGGUUUGGCACUUUGCAAGAUCUCCGGCGCCCUCUUCUCUCUCAACCGCUACAGUGGAAUCCUCUUCCUUGCCUGCAUCAGCUUUGACCGCUACCUGGCCAUCGUCCACGCCGUCAGCUCUGGCUGGAAGCGGAACACCUGCCACGCGCAAAUCGCGUGCGCCCUCAUCUGGAUGUGCUGCCUGGUCCUGAGUGGGGUGGAGAUUGCUUUCAGACAGGUGGAGGCUGUGUACAUUGCUGACCAGCAGAGUGCGCUGCUGUGUGAGGUGUGGUACACUGAGAACCCCACACAGUGGCAGGUGGGGGUUCACCUGAUCAGUGUGGUCCUCGGCUUCGGGCUGCCUCUGUUGAUCAUGCUCUACUGCUACAUCCGCAUCUUCAAGUCUCUGUGCAACGCCACCCGCAGGCAAAAGCGCAAGUCUCUCCGCCUCAUCAUCUCUCUGGUGUCGGUGUUUGUCAUCUGCUGGGCGCCGUACAACUGCUUCCAGCUGGUGGACAGUCUGCUUAAGCUGGGCUCUGUGAGCGGGGAUUGCCAUUUUGGCCGAGUGGUGGACAUUGGGACUCUGGUCACUGAGAGUGUGGGGCUGUCUCACUGCGCCCUGAACCCUCUGCUGUACGGCUUUGUGGGGGUGAAGUUCAGGAGGGAGCUGGCCCGAAUGUGCAAGGGGCUGCUUGGGCAGAGAGGCUUGCUGGAGAUGGAGGGAUGGAAGCAGAGGAGGCUCAGAAAAACCACAGGCUCUUUCAGUUCCGCAGAGAGCGAAAACACCUCUGUCUCUGUCAUGGUGUGAAGAGACAGGAAGAGAAGAGAGAGAUGGUGUGUGAUACAGGGGGUGGUGCUACUGUGAAUGAAAAAUGAAAAAGAAAAGCAAUUCAAACCAUGAAACCACACUUUAAUUAUUCCUUCCUUCCUUCGGGUUAUGAUCUACAAUCAUAGAAAAUGUUUGAGUUAGGAUUAAGGUAACUCCAGAGAUUAUAUAUAAAAGAGGGACUGACUUUUACAUACACAACUAUAAAAUUCCGAACAACGUGGCAGCUUCUACUCACUGACGCUGUCUCUACAGUGUACUUUGUCUGUGAGAGCGUGACCAGUGUGCUCACACUCUCACAAACGCCUGCUCAGCACUUCCAACACGUCUCAGCAGACGGUUUCUAAUCAGAUUACACUCACUGUGAAAAUCAGUCCAUUCAUCAUCAUGUUGAGAUUCUUGUUUUCAACCUUCCUUUACUUUCCCCUCUUCAGCUGUUCUCUCUGUUGUUAUUAUUAUUAUUAUUAUUAUUAUUAAUAAUAUUACUCUGUUGAAAAAAAGGAAACGACCUGUCUUGAAUUUUCAUUGUUGGGCUUUUUUUUAAAAAAAAUAAAUAUUUUGG
Molecule: messenger RNA, 2004 nt
Organism: Solea senegalensis (Senegalese sole)
Lineage: Eukaryota; Metazoa; Chordata; Actinopteri; Pleuronectiformes; Soleidae
Gene: cxcr3.2
Product: chemokine (C-X-C motif) receptor 3, tandem duplicate 2
Exons: 2
Coding region: 291-1424 (377 amino acids)
Biological process (GO): chemotaxis; immune response; G protein-coupled receptor signaling pathway
Cellular component (GO): membrane
Molecular function (GO): chemokine receptor activity
Source: RefSeq, a predicted model, not a curated record